Penaeus chinensis is the source of this 2482-nucleotide messenger RNA. Its product is annotated as LIM domain-binding protein 2-like. Gene Ontology annotation, molecular function: LIM domain binding. Bases 590 to 1906 code for a protein of 438 amino acids. The record is from RefSeq and is a predicted model, not a curated record. Gene Ontology annotation, biological process: negative regulation of transcription by RNA polymerase II; nervous system development; positive regulation of transcription by RNA polymerase II. Gene Ontology annotation, cellular component: nucleus; transcription regulator complex. The transcript is spliced from 12 exons. Lineage: Eukaryota; Metazoa; Arthropoda; Malacostraca; Decapoda; Penaeidae.
GCUUAAGGCAAAUGUCAAUGGGGGGGAAAAAAGAGAAUUUCCCUUAUACCCCUAUUUUCCUCAUCCCUCUUUGCCUCCGCGGCGCUCUUGGGAGGAAGGCCGUGUUCCAAGCCUUUUGGAAAGGGGCAAGAGGCUGCUGAGUGUGUGGGUGUGUGUGCGUGAGGGUCACGUCGCCACCCUGGAGGCGGAGCCAGCAAGUCUCGGCUGGAAGGGCCCCCCAGGACCCCCCUCAGAGCCUCACGGUCCCCCCUCUGUUGGUCCCACGGGGUUCCCUAACCCGGCCACUCCAAACACCUUUUCUGGACCGUCCACUCCAACAUUUAACCCACCUGGUCCUACUCUGAACAGACCCUCUCCAGGACCUCCCACAGGUCCCCAAGGCCCUUCAUCAAAUCCUGGGAAUUAUCCUUCGGGCCCUGGUGGCCCUCAACCCUUCAACACGCCUCCCAACAGCUUUUCGGGGCCGCCAACCUCAGGCCCCCCAUCAGUCCCCUUCCCCGGCUCCCCUGCCCCUUCCAAUGCAUCCACACCUGGUCCUGGAGGACCCUCUCCCUUCCCUGGGCCCCCAGGGGGAGGUCCUCCAACUAGCAUGGCACCCACCAGCAUGUCUGGACCUGGGCCAUCACCCAUGCCAUUUCCUUGUUCCUCUAACUACAGUAGCCCCACUCCCACAGGCCCCCACAUGAAUGGCCCAAACAGCACUUUAGGGAUGUUAGGGCAGCCUCAUGCUCAGAUGAUCAAUGGUCCACCUGGUCAUCCAGGGCCUUUUCCAGGGCCAGGAGGGCCUGGACCAGGUUUUUCUGGCCCAGGAGGACCUUUUGGUCCUGGAGGACCACCUUUUGGUUCGGGGGGACCACCGGGGGGCCCUCCCAUGCACGGUCCAAUGCAUGGACCUAUGCAUGGACCAGGACCACAUCCAAUGAUGGGACAGAUGGGACCCAUGGACAGGAUUGAUCAAGGAAGACCAAUCACAUGUGGGCGUAUAGGCCUUCACGCCCUCACGCAUUUAAUGAGAAUGAUGCAAGAGGAAGAGCCCAACAGACGACACACACCUUAUUUUGGCCAGCCAGACUACAGACUGUACGAGCUCAACAAACGGCUGCAACAGAGGUCUGAGGAGUCUGACAAUCUGUGGUGGGAUGCUUUUGCUACAGAGUUCUUCGAAGACGACGCCACUCUGACGCUCACCUUCUGCCUUGAGGAUGGCCCUAAGAGAUACACUAUUGGAAGGACCCUGAUUCCUCGUUACUUUAGAAGUAUUUUUGAAGGUGGUGUAACAGAGCUCUACUAUUCCCUUAAACACCCAAAAGAAUCGUUCCACAACACGUCAAUAACUCUAGAUUGUGACCAGUGUACUAUGGUCACUCACCAUGGAAAACCCAUGUACACUAAGGUCUGUACAGAUGGUAGACUCAUUUUAGAGUUCACAUUUGAUGACCUAAUGCGCAUCAAGUCGUGGCAUUUUGCCGUCCGUGCCCACCGUGAGCUUAUUCCACGGUCUGUGGUGGCCAUGCACACGCAGCAGGACCCUGGCAUGGUGGAGACACUUGGCAAGAACAUCACACGGCAGGGCAUCACCAACCACACCCUAAACUACCUCAGGUUAUGUGUGAUUUUGGAGCCCAUGCAGGAGCUCAUGUCACGGCACAAAGCAUACGCACUUUCCCCUCGAGACUGCCUCAAGACCACUUUGUUCCAAAAAUGGCAACGAAUGGUUGCACCACCAGGUGCAGCUAAUCAAGCAAAUGGUAAAAAUGGUGCCGAUGGAGAAACUCAGCGUGCGCCAAACAAAAGGCGGAAGCGGAAAGGCUCUCAGUCAGGUCAGAAUGCGACUGCAAACUCCACAGGCUCAGGGAAGAAAAGAUCCCCAGGACCGAACUUCAGCCUUGCCACCCAAGUCUCCUGACCAGGCUGAUCAUUUCCCAUGAGGUGAAGCUGAUCUCCUCUCUAGGUAGUAUUGCCUCUCUGGUUGCUUAGUUAGUCUAUAGUCCUAGGUUAAGCCAGAUAAACCUUGGCUACUGCCCGGCAACCAUCAGAACACUGGCCAAAGAUUAAUAUGGAGGGAGGCAAAAGUUGUUUCUGAAGACCAUCAGGAAAACAAUCCAUGCCCAUCAAACUGUCUUUUGUCUGUUUUCAUAUUGAAUCCUUUCCCAUAUAUUUUGAUUGUUACCUGGAAGUCGUCCAACUUUUAAGUGGGUUAUCCUACAGUUAAGCAAUGCAUUCUGCAAGAAUAUUAUUUUUAGAGUUUUUAGACUUUUAUUAAAGUAAAGUAGUUCAUUUGUGAUAUGUGCAUUGUGAAUUAUACUUUUGUUGAAAAUGUGAAGUCCACUAUUAUGCAUAUGAAUUAAGGAGAGGCGGUUUUGAUUUCUGUUGCAUAUCGUCUUUUUAGACUCAACUUUUUAUUGAUUUUAUUACUUUUUUGAAUAUGAAUUUAGAUUAUAUCAUUCAUCAGUAUGAACCGCUCUUCUUCAAAGAUCAUAUG